This is a messenger RNA of Paramacrobiotus metropolitanus, 1818 nucleotides long. Its product is annotated as chitotriosidase-1-like. The transcript has 4 exons. Gene Ontology annotation, biological process: carbohydrate metabolic process; chitin catabolic process. Gene Ontology annotation, cellular component: extracellular region. The record is from RefSeq and is a predicted model, not a curated record. The coding region runs from base 430 to 1497 and encodes 355 amino acids. Gene Ontology annotation, molecular function: chitin binding; chitinase activity. Lineage: Eukaryota; Metazoa; Tardigrada; Eutardigrada; Parachela; Macrobiotidae.
UAAAGGAAGGACUGGGAAAAGUCGCAGUCAUAAAUCUCAUGCAAGUAUUGCAUUUACGGUUUUACCUCUCGGCCAACAGUACCCCCUGGGCUCGCUAUGUGUACCACAAACGCUUUGCACCGAAUGCACUUUGUGUCUCUUGUCUCCUAUGCAUAACGCCUUUGUGACUGCUUCCCGGGUGUCUGACGUCUACUCGUGUUAGCAGUUUUAUUUCAGUAUUUUGGUUUUUUAAUUUUUUCGCUUUACAUUUUAUUACAACAACUUGUAACUUUUUUAGAAUUUUAUCCGUCUGUUGCCUUGCCGUUUGUUUAUUAACUUCGGCAGUUUUAGUAGCCUUUCUUUAUCUGCACAUUUAGGAGAGAAAGCUGUUUUGAGUACAAAUAGGUUAAUUUGUCAGGAAAAGACGACGAGUGUAACGGCAAUCUAAACAUGGAAAAGGACAAAAUCCUUAGCGCUUAUUACUCAUACUCCGCCAGUGAUCCUUUGCAGCCCGAAGACAUCGACGGGAGUCUUCUCACGCACCUGAUUGUCGGAUGGUCGACGAUAGAUUCUACGGGACACCUGACAUUUUCUUCAGACUACGAUGACGGUUUCAGGCGCUGCGUGCUGCUGCGACAGAAGUUCCCGCAUCUCAAAGUGAUGUUGACGUGUGGCGGAGGUGGACCGGAAUUUUCCAAUGCCGCGCACAAUCCAGUCUUGCGGGCUAUGUUUAUCCGCUCCGCGCUAGACGUUCUCGACCGAUUUGGAUUUGAUGGUCUGGAUAUUGACUGGGAAUUCCCUGUCUGGAGAAGUCGAUCGUAUGAUCGACAGAGUUUUAUCGAGUGGCUGCGGGAUAUUCGAGUGGCGUUUGAUGCGCAUAAAUCUCCUUUAUUGCUGACAAUUGCAGCUGCGUCCCCAAAGUUAAUUAUUGAUCCUGCCUACGACAUUCCGGCUAUUUCUUCUUGUGUUGAUUUCGUGAAUCUGAUGUGCUAUGAUUUCAACUUGUUCACCUACUACAAUAUCUGGGCCAGCCACAAUGCUCCGCUUUACAAACGCCCGGAACAAGCGGGCUUUUUUUCCACAAUGAACACGGCAUGGGCAGCAGAGUACUGGGUGGAGAAGGGACUUGCCAGGGAAAAAUUAGCUGUUGGUGUUCCUACCUACGCUCGCAGCUGGAAGCUGCUUUUCCCCUGCUGGCACAGCUACAACGCGGUCUGCACCGGUCCGGGUGUGGAUAACGGAUUUCUGACUUAUCCGAAAGCCGUGGACAUCCUAACUAACGGAGGGACAAGGAUUUUUGACCAGAACGCUUGUGUUCCUUACAUGUACCGAGGAAGGCAGUGGAUUUCGUAUGAAGACGAGGAAAGCAUCCAGUUGAAAGCGCAGUGGAUACGAAAGCAUCAAUUUGGCGGUGCUAUGGUGUUCUCCUUGAAUCAAGAUGACUUUAAGGGAGUCUUUUCAUCGUCGGGAGAGCCGUUUCCGCUUACCAGAAUAUUGUCUUCUAUCGUGAAAAAAUGAAAUUUACUUGACUGUUAUUGUGUAAUUUUUUUAUUGUUUUUAUACUUUCCUGUAACACGAGUUUGUUCCCUGUUGCAAACUGAAUUGACGAUUUCGGGACUAGGUUCGAAAGUAUCUGUAUUCUGUACAUUCCAGGAAGUGUUGGUUUUUGCAUUUCAUGGAAUUGUUUUAAAGCAUAUGUCGCCGAAAUUUUCCCUAAAGAAUUUGAAUCUUUAUCUAACGAGUAGACUGAUUGACUGGUGCAAAUUGUAAUGCAUAGAACCAGAAAAUCAGUUGUAAAACUCAUCAGCAAUUUUUGUUAGAUAAAAGAUCUAUGCUUUA